UUAGGUCAUGACUUCUGUUCUCUCCUGCCUCGGCUUGGUACUUGACCUGGCAUCUUCUUCCACAUCGACCAUUACAUCAAACUAGCAGACCGAUAUCCAGCGUUGUCUUUACGUUUUCGGGCUUUCAAAAGCCUUUGACCGCGUCAGUCCCGCGCUUCCGGCCACUUCUUAGUGUAUCUCGCUAUUCCUGUUCUUCGGUCAGCACGGUCUUCCUCAGCCUUGACGUCCGACCUAGAAGUCUAGAAGGCACCACUGGAGCGUUUCACAUAACUGCGCAUUAACCCCACGAGCGUCCUACUAUUAACUUUCGAUACCCACUUGCCUUCAACAUCCCCAGAUCAGUCGCCGUUGCUACCGCCGAGCCUUCGCUACGAUCACACGACCGACUAUUCCGCCUCCAGUCCCAUCUAUCGGGAUCUAACCAACACAUGGCUGUUGCUGCCACCACAUACUAGAUUGGAUUCGUAUGAAUUGCCCAAGGGAGAAAGGGUGCUCUCUCGUCAACGACGUCGAGCAUACCUUCGAACCGCGCGUGCCGGUCUUUAUGGUCGACGAUGGUUUCGAAGCAGAGGCAAUGGCGGUGAGUGCCUUGGGUGCCCACCAUGAUGCUCGACAACUGGUCCGCCUUAUACAAUGUCCCCGGUGCUCCCAUCCUCUCAAAACUCCGGUGACAUUGCCGUGCUCGCACACAGUAUGCCGCAGGUGUUUGCCAGAACCUCGACCACGCACAAAUAUCUCCUAUCCAAAUACCCCGGAUCGUUUGAUGGGAAUCGCAUGUCCACUUGUCGGAUGCGGGGCAGAGCAUGCUGCCGCGGAGUGCUCAGUCGAUGUGACGUUGACUAAGCUGAUGGAGCUGGUUGCACAAGAGAUAGCGCAGCACAGGCCAUCAUCCGAAGACUCGCCUACCUUACUCAAAGAGAUUGUACAACAAGAUGAGAUGGAAGAUGAUGGCGGUGAGAAAGAAGAGGAGCAGAUCUGCGAAAAGAGUCAUCAGCAAGUGCUACAUGGCGGCCGUCUCAUAUCGACGUAUGACAUGGCCGAGGCGGGUCAGCUUCGAUUCAGCUCUGACGUGGAAUACUCGUCACUAUCACCGAAUGGAGCCGAUUACGAGGAUUUGGACAUGAAAGUUCUCGAACGCCUGCGAGAAGUCACAUAUCAGGAACUAGACUGUCUUGUCUGUUAUAACACAAUGCUGGAACCAACAACGACCACUUGCGGUCAUACCUUCUGUCGUCGUUGUCUGGCACGUGUUAUGGAUCACAGCAACAUCUGUCCGUUCUGCCGAAGGAACUUACAGGUCUCUGCGUCUUUACAGACAAGCCAAUGCAGCAACGUCAUCUUGAAUUCUCUCCUGAAUGGCUUGUGCCCGGAUCUUGUCGCUGCCCGCGCCGCCGCAGUAAAAACCGAGGAGCAGGCUGGCGAUGAGGUCCUGAGCACACCAUUGUUCAUAUGCACCUUGGCAAUGCCUGCCAUGCCGACGUUUCUUCAUGUCUUCGAACCUCGGUAUCGUCUGAUGAUGAGGCGUGUCCUGGAAGGCAACAGGCAAUUCGGGAUGGUGAUGUAUAAUCGCACAUCAUCGGCGCAAGGUGAUUUGGGCACAGUACCCUUCCUCGAAUACGGUACUUUACUGGAGAUCGUUAACUACGAACUCCUUCGCGACGGCCGUAGCUUCGUGGAAACCCGAGGUAUCGGUCGUUUCAGAGUCCGUGCUCAUGGCAUGCUUGACGGCUACAAUGUCGCCAAUGUUGAGCGGGUCGAGGAUGUGUCUCUCACUGAAGAGGGAGCCGUGGAGCAACGUGAAACAACCAUGGCGCGAUUGUUCGCAGAAUCGCAUUUCCGAGAAGCACCACAAACCCAGCUUCCUACAGAUAUAGCUAUAGAGACGCUGUCUACACAACAGCUCCUAGACACCUGCACAGCAUUUGUCCGAGAAAUGAGAGAAGCUAGUGCGCCAUGGCUGCGUGAGCGUAUCAUUCAGGUUUAUGGAGAACCACCCGAGGACCCCGCUCUUUUUCCGUAUUGGUUCGCAUCCGUCGUUCCAGUGCUGGAAGAAGAGAAAUACGUGCUCUUGCGGACGACGCGAGUUCGCCAGCGUCUAAAGAUCGUGUAUUCAUGGAUUGGAAGGAUACGUGGGCAACGUUGGGCCUCUGGCAGCGCCUGCAACAUCCUUUGACUCGCGGUUGUGCUCAUCAGUCUUGGUCUCAGUGUCCUGACAGCCGCACGACUUCCGCCUCAACCCACUUGAUAAGGUGGUUCAACUUCUCUACCAAUCUCGGCUUUUGGUUACAACUUAAGAUUGCUCGUAUGAUUUCCCAUUUGCUAAUCGCUAUAUUGCAGCAUUUUGUUUGAUUUCACUU
Messenger RNA from Boeremia exigua, 2357 nucleotides. RefSeq names its product PUA-like domain-containing protein. The transcript is spliced from 2 exons. The coding region runs from base 467 to 2173 and encodes 568 amino acids. Gene Ontology annotation, molecular function: metal ion binding. The record is from RefSeq and is a predicted model, not a curated record. Lineage: Eukaryota; Fungi; Ascomycota; Dothideomycetes; Pleosporales; Didymellaceae.